UAUCGCCACGAAGUGCACAUACCGCCAACAUGGUACCUCAUUACCUUCUAAUCCUCACCUUGGCUGCAGCAGCAACUGCAAGAACAGCAUCCACCAAUCAGAACACAAUAGACGAAGGCCGAAGUUCAGAGGACAAUGUAUUAGGAGAUCUUAAAAUUGCAUAUGAAACAUACAAAGACUGCAGUGGGAGCGAGAUAGCGAAUUGUUUGAAGAGAAAAUUGGCAAAGGCACUAACUAGAUUAGCUAAAAGUGAUGAACUCACUUUACUAAGUGGAGUUACAGUAGUUAGAGAUAAGGAUGCUAAAGUUGAAGAAGCGAAAAUCGAAGAAGCGGUCCCGAGAGGACUUGAUGAAGGGUCCCUGGAUAACUUAAUAUUGGACAAAAUUGUUGGAUUCAUGAGGACACAUACUUUCCAGGUCAAAUUCCCUAGCAGCUCAGACGUAGAGGAAGGUCGUGGAAGGAGGAAGAAACUCGCACCACUCCUGGCGAUUCCUCUCCUCAUCGGCGGUAUGCUGGUGCCUCUCGCAUUUGGGGCUCUAGCUCUGCUUGCUGGCAAGGCAUUGAUUGUGUCCAAACUUGCCCUGGUGUUGGCAGGUAUCAUCGGGCUGAAGAAACUCCUCAGUCCAAGUGGAGGUGGGGAGGCGCACGAAGUUGUUGUCUCGUCCGGUGGCCAUGGAGGUGCUGGAUGGAGCAGAUCACUCGAGAAGGCUCAAGACUUGGCGUACAAAGCAUACGCUCACUAGAUUAACAAACCCACCGAAAUACGUUAACUAUUUGAAUGUUAAGGAACAACCAUUAAGUUUCACCUAACUACAUAUCAAGACGUAUAAUAUAAUAUAAUUAUUUAUAAAUGGUAACGUGCCCUCCGGUUACUAAGUAAAGUUUUGUCUUAAGACAUUGCUCUAGAAAUUUUAAAUGCAUGUUUGAUAAUUAUUCGAAAUCCAGAUAUAGUUAUGGUGUGUCAGAUUUGAUUUUUUUUAUAUAAUUUAUUAAUAUUUAUUGAGAUCAGACUUUUGAACUCUCAGUAUUACGGAUUUGUCAGAUUUCUGAUCAAUCGUAGUGGGUUAGAGAUAAAGAACGACAAUGGCAUAAAUGUAUGGACUAACGAUUUGUAUGUAAGCUAGAUGAGUUAGAGUAUAUGAACUGUAUUACUCUAAGCAUUUUAGUAAAUACCUCAAUACUCUUAAAUACGGAAAUGGACGCUUCGCAAUGUAAAUUAUUAUUUAAUCUAAUUUAUUAAUUAUACCAGCAGUAUAUAAAAUAAGUGUGUACAAUGAGCCUUUGGAAUUUGCUUUAAUUUAUUUACAUUAUAUACUACACAUAAAAUAUAUACUUAUGCGACUCAUUAUAUUUUAAUAGAAAUUUAUUAUUUAAUUUUGAUAUUACAAAUAUUUUUUUCAAUUAUUAUAUGUAUUUUUUUUAUAUUUAAACAAAAAAUAUUGUUUAUAAAAAUAUAUCGAAUAUAUUUUUAUUUAUUUAAAUAUGAUGUGUACAAAAUGGGAUUUAUAUUUAAGGUUAUAUUUUAUUAUAUUUGGGGAUCAUACUAAUUUUAUUUAUAUAUUUUUUGAAUUUAUAUAUCUAUUUACAUUACAGAAAAAAAUAUGUUUAUAAAUAUAAAAUAAUACAAAGUAUACAUUUAAUUAAAAUAUAUAUAAAUGGAGGUUGUAUGUGUGUAUGUAUGCAAAUAAAACACAUUUAUAAUAUCUUGUACAUAUGUAAAUAAAAUAUUGCAUUUAUAUAAUAUAUUAUCGUUUUAUAUCGAAGGCGUUGAAUAACCAAAUAUUAUUAUAAUUAUUUUUAUUAAGUUGUUAACUUAUCGAUCUCAUAUUUAUUUAUCAUUUU
Molecule: messenger RNA, 1842 nt
Organism: Galleria mellonella (greater wax moth)
Lineage: Eukaryota; Metazoa; Arthropoda; Insecta; Lepidoptera; Pyralidae
Gene: Osi8
Exons: 3
Coding region: 30-743 (237 amino acids)
Source: RefSeq, a predicted model, not a curated record